This is a messenger RNA of Nicotiana tabacum (common tobacco), 1946 nucleotides long. The record is from RefSeq and is a predicted model, not a curated record. NCBI's taxonomy places the organism in Eukaryota, Viridiplantae, Streptophyta, Magnoliopsida, Solanales, Solanaceae.
AUUUCAAUACCUUAAAAAUCUGUUCCUCAGAAGGUAUCCAUUUAUAUCCAUCCGUACGUGCAAGUGAACUAUUGCAGUGGUGCUAUCCAAAAUUAGGGUUUGUGGAACGCUAACAAUCUCGAUUUUCCUCUGUUUUAUUGAUCUAAUUUUUGGAGCUAAUUAAUCUGCUGCAUAUAUAAAUCCAAAUAGAGAAAAAUGGUGGAGAGGAAGCUGUACAAAACGAAACUAUGCUUGCUUUAUCAAAGAGGCCGUUGUCAUCGGCAGAGUUGCUCUUUCGCUCAUGGCAAUGCGCAGCUCCGUCGCUUCUCCGAUUCCUCUGCCGCCGGGAGGCGCGAUUUUCGCAGUCAUGACUUGAGAGAGAAGCUUGAUAGAAGGCGUUCUCCGGUGGGCAGAUACUCCUCCGAUAGAGAUGCAAGAGAGAGACAUGCAUCCCAUGGGCGCAGUCCUACUGGGUCUCUUGGGAGGAGGAGUGAUAGAAAGCGGAAGAUGAAACAUCAUUCGGAUGGUCAAAGUGAUAUGUCUGGAAGUUUGAACAUGUCGGCUGGGACAGGAGAUCACGUGAAGGAGAAAAAACAUUUAUCUUCCAGUUCCGAAGAUGUCCUUCAGCUUAGGCAGUUGCAAUCCGAAAUCGAUAUGUUGGAUGACCAAAAACGAGAACUGGAGAUGUACCUUGAAAAGACAACUCGUCAGGCAGACAGUCUAGCUUCAAAAAUUCAGGACCUUGAGAUGGAACUUGUCAAGGAAAAGGAGGAAUGUAAAAGGAUUACUUUGAAGAUCAAGAAGUUCGUGGAAUCCUACAGCAAUCACUCACGGUUAGAAGGUGAACUAAAAAGGUCAGAAGCUCAGCUUCAAAAGCUCGCUAAUAAACUCAGCUCAGAUUUGGUCGGGCCCGGUGCAAGUGAAGAGGAUUCGGCCAUCAAUAUGAGUGAUGGAGGGAUGGCUGGUGUUCAUUUUAGCUCAUUGGAUGAGCCGCAGAAGAAUACUUCACCUACCAAGAAAAGGCCGAGAAUUCAUCGUGAAGCUGAUGAAACCUCAAAUCAAGCUUCAACAAAAGGAAAAGGAAAUGCUUCGCAGAGGAUUGCUUAUCCUACUCAGCUGAAUAAUGAGAAGAAAGAUAAUGCAGAGUUCGAUUGGGAGAAUGGUUAUAAGACCCUAGUGGGUGAAGAGAAGUCCAAGAAGGGAAUAAACUUUUCCAGUGACAUGACUUUCCCAAACAAGAUUGAAAAGCAAAAGGUAUCUUACAGCUUAUCCCUGAUGCCCAAAGCCUCUGAUGUUGCUGUUGUUUUGCCAUCAACCAGCAUGGCCGCCCAUGCAGCAGAUGAAGAUGUUGAAGUUGUUGAGAUGGAGGAAAAAGUUGAAGUAGCUGGAAAUGCUACAAGAGCUGGGAAGGGAACUCCUUCUGGUAUUCCAGAAUAUCCUUUUCUACCACCUCCUCCUCCUCUCCCCCCAGGUGGUUAUUUGAAGUAUAAGGGUGAUAAUGCAGUAGGGCUUGAUGAAGAGACGGCGGAAGUGGAUAUUGUUUAGCAUAGCGAUCAAUAAGCAGCUGGUGCACAGAUGUAGAGGAAUAGAGCUGAUGAGCUGGAAAUUAUGAUCGGCCUAUACAUACAAGUUUUAGAGUUUUAAAUUAAGAUUGUUAUCAACAGGAAAAGAAACUUAGAUAACGCUAUUGAGCCUGAUUUAGAUGAGGAGACCGGAUUUCUUUUUGUAUAGCAGGUUGAUAAUAAUAGUUUAGAGUCUCUUAAUCUUUGCAUUUGCAGGGAGAUACUCUAUGAAAGUAGCUGGGGUUUGUUGGUUUAAAAUGUGUCAUAACAGGAAACAUGCUAAAUACUCCAGAAGACGAAAUGGUUAUCUUUCUAGUAUAGGUAGGACGAGUGAUUAAGUCCGCUUACCUUGCUUUUGAAAUAUCAUUUUGCAACGAACAAAUUAAUACUCCCUUAGUUUCUCCC